CUAAAGUUGUUUGCUCAUUUUCAGGAGUAAUAUGCCAAGAUAAAGAUAUCGGCACCGAACAAAGAAGCAUAUGCCAGUCAAUAUAUCCGCAAGAUGACACCAAUUUCUAAGAACAUGGUUUCUGUCUCUCUCUGGAUAACAGUCGUAGUCAUUUUUGGUUCUCUCUGUGAUGGGGGCAAAAUCUUGGUGGUGCCUUUGGAGGGAAGUCACUGGGUGAACAUGGACAUCCUCAUCAAGGCUUUAAAUGGUCAAGGGCACAGCAUUGAUGUAUUACACACCUAUAAUAGCUGGUUCGUAAAGGAGAAUUCAACUUAUUACAACUCUAUAAGCAUACCUAACACCAAAGGAAUGGAUGAAGAAUUUGUAGAAGACAUGAUCUCCAAACUAAUCGACCGUGAAAGAGGAAAGAGCCACUGGCUGAGCGCUGUACAGGUGUUUUUGGAUGUGGUUAGUAACACGUAUGAAAUGCAUAAAAUGAUAUGUCAGCUUAUAACAAAUAUGUUUGAAAGUGAGGAAAUGAUGAAGACACUGCAAGAAAAACAGUAUGAUCUGAUGCUUACUGAUCCUGUAUGGGGUGCAGGCAUUUUCUUGGCUCAUGAACUCAAGUUACCCAUGGUAUAUAAUGUGAGAUGGACCACUACUGGUGAGGGACACUUUGACGUCGCUCCCUCUCCAAUGUCUUACAUCCCUAUCACGGGAUCUGGAAACACUGACAAGAUGAACUUCUUCCAACGAGUAAAAAAUGUUUUCCACUAUUUCCUAAUGGCCUUUCAGUACAGUUAUUUUAAUUUGCCACAGUACCAAGCACUUUGUGACAAAUAUUUCCAUCCUCCUGUAAAUUUUUAUGAACUUCUCCAGGGGGCUGAUAUAUGGCUUAUGAGGGUUGAUUUUGUUUUUGAAUUUCCACGUCCAACAAUGCCAAAUAUCAUCUACAUUGGAGGCUUUCAGUGUAAACCAGUGAAGGCCCUUCCACAUGAUCUGGAAGACUUCAUGCAAAGUUCUGGAGAGCAUGGAGUCAUCAUCAUGUCUUUAGGGUCGUUUAUCAGUGCCCUACCUGAUGAUUUAACAGCAGAAAUAGCUACUGCUUUUGCUCGGCUCCCGCAAAAGGUAAUUUGGAGAUACACUGGAAAGAGACCAUCUACUUUGGGGAACAACACAUUACUGGUUGACUGGAUGCCACAGAACGAUCUUCUAGGGCAUCCAAAGACUAAAGUUUUUAUUGCACAUGGUGGAACCAAUGGGGUUCAAGAAGCUCUGUACCAUGGUAUUCCAGUGGUUGGAAUUCCAUUCUUUUUUGACCAGUAUGACAAUCUUCUUCGGUUGCAAGAAAGGGGAGGAGCCAAGAUCGUUACCGUCGCAACUUUAGAUAAAAACAUACUGCAUGCAGCCAUACAGGAAGUAAUCAAUGAACCAUCUUACAGACUGAGUAUGCAGAGACUCUCUCAUCUGCACAGAGACAAGCCAGUUAAACCUUUGGACAGCGCCCUCUUCUGGAUUGAGUUUGUAAUGAGACACAAAGGUGCUGCUCACCUCCGAACAGAGUCCUACAAACUGCCUUGGUACUCCUAUUACUCAGUAGAUGUUGCAGUUACCUUGUUUGCAGUUGUUCUGAUAUUCACUCUAUCUAUAUUUUUAACAGUUCGAUAUCUGUGUGUCAAGUGCUUCAGCAGAAAAAGGAAAACUGAGUAACACAUUUGCAUAUUUAGUAUAGACAUGUAUUAUUCUUAUAUGUCUGUCCCAUGACUUUGAUUAUUACUUAUGUAAUAAACUGCUCACUGACCUUUAGAGAAAAAGAGAAACAAACUACAGCAAUUAAUGAUAACAUUAUGUCUGGCCGGAAAACAUCAGGAUAUUUCAUAAGUCAAGCCAAAAGUCUCUAGGAAGCAUUUCUGGUAACACUAAUGCAAAAUUUUAAAAAAUGUAAACGUUUUUCCAAAGUUUUUCAUCUGAAUCUCAGAUGACAAUUUGUAUGACUCACUUUUCAUUUCGAUGGUUGUACAGAAUAAUAAAAUGUGCUGUUUAGUAAUAUUUUUUUACAGAAAUAUAUGUCUCAAUAUCAGAUAACAUUUACUAUACUGUAAAAAAGAAAAAGAAAAAAAGUGGUAUGGGGCAGUUAUAUUUCCUAAUUAAUGCCAUUACUCUGACUUUUGCCCUAUACAAUUCAACUUCAAAGAUUUUGAAUGUUAGCCCAAACAUAUUUUAAAUAUAUUGUGCAGUGAAUAAACCCAAUUUAUUCAACAUCUGUAAAUUAUUAUACAUGUAGUUUCUUUCUGUUAUAAUUAGUAUAAAGUAUCAUUUAGUUACUUUAGGCACUGUAAUUAGCACUUUUUAAUCUAAAAUGUCGAUAUUGGGAAAAAUGUCCAUGUUGUUUGUAAAAUAUGUACCUGUGCAAAACUUAAACCUGCUGAUUUUUAAAAUCUUAACCUGACCAGUAGUUUAGUAACUGAUUUUAAUUAACAAUGCUGUUCUGUGUGCUAUUUCAGCAGGGGUCUAAACAAUCAUUUACUCAAUUUGUUAGCAAUUGAUGAAUUUUAAAAGAAUAAUUCUCAACUGGACUUGAAUUGUGCAUUAAACAUCAAGUGAUGACCAAAAUUGCUUAUUGAAGUAAAUAAAAACAACACAAAUCAAAUUUACAAUUAAUUUA
Rhinichthys klamathensis goyatoka is the source of this 2644-nucleotide messenger RNA. RefSeq names its product UDP-glucuronosyltransferase 2A2-like. Bases 94 to 1689 code for a protein of 531 amino acids. The transcript has 2 exons. The record is from RefSeq and is a predicted model, not a curated record. Gene Ontology annotation, molecular function: UDP-glycosyltransferase activity. Lineage: Eukaryota; Metazoa; Chordata; Actinopteri; Cypriniformes; Leuciscidae.